AUGGACGAAGAAACCUCAUUUACGGCCGAUGAUAAUGGUGCAAAUGAUUUCAGUCGGACCGAUAACGAUCCUAGUAAUGAAGAUGAUAACAGCAGCGACAACGAUUCGUGGUCAUCAUAUGAUAUCUUACCUUCAGAGGAUGUUGCAAAUAAUGAACAUGGUGCAAAAAGUGAAAAUGAGGGCUCAGAUGGUCCUGAUGGUGGUGAUGACGAAGCAGAGAUUGACAUUGAGGAAGCUCAAUACCACCAGCAGAAGUUGGAGACACAUUGGAAGGUCAUGGCUAUGACUUUUCGGUCACAAAGGGAUGCAUACACAUUCUACAACAAGCAUGCCAAAGAACAUGGGUUCAGCAUUAGGAGAGAGAAGACGGAUUGGAGAUUGCACGAGGGCAGAGAUACUGGCUAUGCAAGGGGCUGGAAUCAGGAAAAAAUGAAGCUCAUUGCAAAGGGUGAUGUUGAGACGGCAGUGGGCAUUAUGAGGAGCAGAAAGGCGAAGGACCCAGACUUCUUCUUCGAGUACAAGCUAGAUAAGGAAGGGCGGUUGAAGAGUAUGUUCUGGUGCGAUGCACAGUCGCGGAGGGACUAUCAGGACUACGGAGAUGUGGUCGUGUUUGACAGCACGUAUAAGAUGAACAUAUAUGGUAUGCCGUUCGUCCCCUUCGUCGGUGUUAAUAACCACCGUUGCACAACAGUUUUUUGGAGGCACCUACAUUACAAGUCACUGGAUGAGUUUAGAUCGCUCCUGUACUAUGCCACCUCUGAAGAGAACUUUGAGGAGAGAUGGACCGCCUUUGUCAAUAAAUGGAAGACGGAUAAAACUGAAGAGUGGCUGAGGAGGAUGUAUAGGAAGAGGAGAAUGUGGGCAGCAUCAUAUCUUUCGGAUGGCUUUUUUCAUGGUAUGCGUAGUAACCAGAGGAGCGAAAGCCCCAACUCCUCCCUUCACCUGCACCUCAACUAUGGAAUGACCAUAGUUGAUUUGGUAGUGCAUUAUGAGAACUACGUAGUUCACUUCUGUGGGAACGAGGCGAAUGAUGACUGUGAGGCCAAUCAGAAAGUACCACCGGUGGUUACUGAAUAUAAGGACAUUGAGGAGCAUGCUGCCAAAAAGAUGGGAGAACUGGAGAUAUUUGAGACGCUAGUGGGAAUUGAGCGCCAGACCUUCAUCGUCACAUGGCUGAAUAACCACAAGUUCAGGUAUAAUGUUGUGUAUGAACCUGGGGCGUAG
Aegilops tauschii subsp. strangulata is the source of this 1224-nucleotide messenger RNA. NCBI's taxonomy places the organism in Eukaryota, Viridiplantae, Streptophyta, Magnoliopsida, Poales, Poaceae. The record is from RefSeq and is a predicted model, not a curated record.